CAAAGGUCAAAGUUCACAGGAAGCUGGGGGGCUGCCAUUUUUCCCCCUGCUAACAUGUUAAAUGCUAAAAAGGCGAGGAGUGGUGGUCGCUGCUGAGUGCUUCUGUUUACUGGGUGUUUGCCAUUCGUUUGCCUUUGUCUACCUCUUCCGUCGUAUGCGUUCGGCUCUGUUGUUGAAUAAAGGCGGCAUGGAGAGGACAGAACAGCCGUGGAAUUCCUCCUACACGUACCAGGUGAGCAAACACAGCGCCGAGAUGCUACACAACCUCAACAGCCAGAGAAAAGAUGGAGGCAGGUUUUGUGAUGUUAUCUUGCGCGUCGGAGAGGAGAGCUUCCCCGCGCACAAGGCAGUGUUGGCGGCGUGCAGCGAGUAUUUUGAGUCGGUGUUCAGCUGUCAAACGGAAGACGACGGCCAGGGCAAGGAGCUGGAGAUGCACACGAUCAGCCCCAAAGUUUUCCGAGACAUCCUGGACUUCGCGUACACCUCUAAGAUCGUGGUGCGCCUGGAGUGCUUCCCGGAGCUCAUGACCGCGGCGAAGUUUCUGCUCAUGCGAUCUGUCAUCGAGAUCUGUCAGGAGGUCAUCAAACAAUCCAACGUGCAGAUCCUCGUGCCUCCUUCCCGAGGAGGCGAGCACAGCCUGUUCAGGGCCGCGGAGCAGCUGUCAUACCCUCUGCCCGUGGACAUGUCAAACGGGAGUGUGUCCAACGGCCCUGUGUUUACCGACAACAAUGACAGUGACAGUGGCGAUCCGACGCAGCCGAGAAACAGUUCGCAGCCGGCCGCUCCCGGAGCACCAGCGGGCGAUCGCUUAGCGGUUUCCCCGUUGGAGUUUCCCAACAGCGACGGCUCCAAGCGAGGCAGAGGGAGACCCAAAAAAGAGCCCACAGCAGAGCCGAUCACUUACAAUAACAGCACUGCUCAAAACGAAAACGAGGGCAUUUUCUCGUGCGGGGUUUGUGGUAAGAUGUUUCCAGACGACGUCCAGUUGAGAAACCACGAGACGCAGCACGGGACGUUCACCGGCGGGGGGAGCACGGGAGCGGAGCUGGUCGCUGUGGACGGCCCGACGAUGAUCUCUCAUCCCCAGUCGAGGUUUCAGGAAAACGGUCUGCCCGCGGACAACCGUAAACGCGAGAGAACGAGACGACACGUCGCGUGUGAUCUGUGCGGGAAGGUCUUCCGAGACGUCUACCACCUCAACCGGCACAAACUGUCACAUUCGGGCGAGAAACCGUACGCGUGUCCGGUGUGCGGGCUGCGCUUCAAACGCAAGGAUAGGAUGUCUUACCAUGUGCGGUCUCACGACGGCUCGGUGGGUAAACCGUAUGUCUGUCAAAGCUGCGGGAAAGGUUUCUCCAGGCCAGACCAUCUGAAUGGACAUAUUAAACAGGUUCACACCACAGAGAGACCUCACAAGUGUCAGAUUUGCAACGCAUCCUUCGCAACACGAGAUCGCCUGAGGUCACACCUAGCAUGCCAUGAAGAUAAGAUACCAUGUCAAGUGUGUGGGAAAUUCCUCCGGGCUGCCUACAUGACCGACCACUUGAAAAAACACAGUGAAGGACCUCAUAACUACUGUGGAAUAUGCAACAAAGGUUUUUCUACUGCAUCCUACUUAAAGGUGCACAUAAAAACGCACCACAGCUCGUCCAUGCUCCCUUCCUCUGCAGCACAUCAGUUCCCUGAACCACGCACCAACAGACCACAGACACACAACGGCGCCCCCUACCACUCAGGAUGCCAGUGCGCAGUGGAAGACCUUUGCACCAGUCGCCGGCUCCUGGUUACCUUUCCCGAGACAGAGGGGUCUUUUCGGGGGCUAACUGGGCCAGUUCUACCCCAGCCCGUCCCUCCGGCCCUGGGCCUGCAGCCUGAGCUGCUUCUGGGCAAGCCAGGUCCAACUCCCUAUUUCUGGGAGUGCCGCUCUUCUGGAGCACCAGGGUUUCCUCUUCAUGGACCUCUUACAGAUGGGCAGGAGAAUGCUGGGAAAUGCCCCCAUCAGGAUUCUGAUGGAUCGGAUGCAGUUUUCGGUGACCUUUCCAACGGAACGGACCUCAAAGCUGAACAGAAAGUUGAAGGAGAAGAAAUGGAGGUGACAUCUUUCAUCUUCAAUGGCCAACCUGAGGAUGCAGGGACCUUGCCGGGGGGAUCCAAAAACAUCCAAAAAAUAGACCAAGAAAAGAAGUUUGCGUGCGGCGAUUGCGGCCAGACCUUCCGCACAAAGUCUUACCUCAACAAGCACCAUCACCGGGUUCAUAAGAAACGUGCUGCGGCCGGGUCCGGUCUCGGUGAUCUCGGCUCACCCUUUUCCCCCCAACAAAAUAUGUCACUUCUUGAAUCCUUUGGUUUUCAGAUCGUCCAGUCAGCCUUUGCCUCCUCACUAGUGGACUCCGAGAUGGGCAGCAGUGGAAUUGGUUUAGGGGAGAAAUGACCCCUUUGAGAUACAGACAUUUCUUAUAACCUUUUUGGAAAACCAAACGUUUUAUAACUGCGAGUUUAGUCUGUUGUCUCAUACUCUUUGACGCCAUAUGUAGACUUAUUUUAUUAUUAUUUUUUUUUGCUUUUCUUACUAUUGAAAUGUUUGUUAAUGUUUUGACUUUGCCAUCAUGGAUGCCAUCUUGGUGUGAAGCAGCUAAUCUGUUUAUUCCACUUUGGACAAAUCCUCAAUUUCAUUGGUCUAUCCU
Messenger RNA from Sinocyclocheilus grahami, 2684 nucleotides. Its product is annotated as POZ-, AT hook-, and zinc finger-containing protein 1-like. Lineage: Eukaryota; Metazoa; Chordata; Actinopteri; Cypriniformes; Cyprinidae. The transcript has 6 exons. Gene Ontology annotation, molecular function: DNA-binding transcription factor activity, RNA polymerase II-specific; protein binding; RNA polymerase II cis-regulatory region sequence-specific DNA binding. The coding region runs from base 62 to 2431 and encodes 789 amino acids. The record is from RefSeq and is a predicted model, not a curated record. Gene Ontology annotation, biological process: regulation of transcription by RNA polymerase II.